CUCUCUCUCUCUGUCUACUUUCUCUCUCUUUCCGGACUGUGUUUUUUCUCUCUGCAAAGUUCUUGAAUUUCUUCUUGAUUUCUUUCUCAUUUGCUUUUGAAAAUUCCAUAGACGUGUUCACCAAUGCGUGAUCUUCCGAUCAAAUGGAAUUUUGAGGGGUGACGUUUGGGUCUUUCAUUGGGAUUUUUUGAUCAUCGCCUCACUGAGUUGGAAGUUGAAGCUGAAGCAGGGAAAUGCUAGAGGAAAUGGAGAAUUCCGUCAAUGGCGGUUUCUCGCAGUUGCAGAGCUGUGGGGAUAGCAGCGAGGAGGAGCUCUCGGUGCUGCCGCGUCACACUAAGGUGGUUGUGACUGGGAAUAACCGAACUAAGUCUGUGCUGGUGGGUCUCGAGGGUGUGGUGAAGAAGGCAGUUGGGCUUGGCGGAUGGCAUUGGCUGGUCCUUACCAAUGGCAUAGAGGUUAAGCUACAGAGGAACGCCCUGAGAAUAAUCGGAGCUCCGACUGGGAAUGAGGAAGACGAUGACCUCGAUUUUGAAAACAUGCAGUGGAAUGGAUCUGAUAUGGCAUCUGAUGACACUCAGAAGCCCCACAAAUCAAGGCAUAGAACACAUAAAUCAACUGGAUCAUCUCACAAAACUGUGAGCAGGUCUCUUUCUUGUGACUCCCAAUCUAAGGGGUCUAUUUCAACUCUGAGUGGGUCCACGAAGGUUGACCUCAGCAAACUCGAGAUGGCUGCUCUAUGGAGAUAUUGGCGACACUUCAAUCUUGUGGAUGCCAUCCCGAAUCCAUCAAAGGAGCAAUUAGUUGACCUUGUCCAGCAGCAUUUCAUGUCACAGGUAUUUGGAAAAUCGCUCAUUGCUUCAUUUUAGGUUCUUUUUCUUCCUUGCAUCUUCUGUGCAGCUUGCAACGAUUAUUUAAGUUGUUAACAAAUUCAUAGUCAAUAU
This is a messenger RNA of Rubroshorea leprosula, 941 nucleotides long. Lineage: Eukaryota; Viridiplantae; Streptophyta; Magnoliopsida; Malvales; Dipterocarpaceae. The record is from the annotation of a GenBank genome assembly.